Molecule: messenger RNA, 632 nt
Organism: Pseudomassariella vexata
Lineage: Eukaryota; Fungi; Ascomycota; Sordariomycetes; Amphisphaeriales; Pseudomassariaceae
Product: Mss4-like protein
Exons: 3
Coding region: 32-568 (178 amino acids)
Molecular function (GO): carbon-sulfur lyase activity
Source: RefSeq, a predicted model, not a curated record
ACAAAGUCCAUUUCAGUUUCAACUUGCAAAAAUGGCCACCGAAUGCAGUUCAGGUGAGAGUUGGAAGCAACAGCCACCAUACCGGCACUCCAAAGAAGAUGCGGCCAAGUUUGACAAGAAGCAUGAAGCAAGUUGCCACUGCGGUCGGGUCAAAUACUGGUUGAGCCGCGACGCUCCCUUGGUUGCUAAAUAUUGCCACUGCAGAGGUUGUCAAGUCCUCCAUGGUGCACCGUUUCAGUGGGCCGCUAUCUUCCACAAGGAGGACAUGAUGUUUGAAAAUGGCACCGAUAACCUGGUAUUCUACCAAUCUGGAGAGCAAACCCUAGGUCAUGACUUGCCCUGUAAAGUGAGCUGUGCCUACUGUCGCUCGCCUAUCUUCGACGAGGGCCGGCGGAUGGCCUUGCUCUUCCCUACUCUUAUCAAGUUUGCGAACAAGGCAGAAAGGGAUGCCUUCUAUCCACAAUGUCAUAUCUUCUACUCGCAGCGUGUGGUGGACAUUCCAGAUGGCAAGCCUAAAUGGGACGGUAUCGAUGGGGAGGGGAGCCUCUUGAUGGAAAAUGUGGCUUAGGGCAAACAUGAUUGGUAAUACAAUACAUCAUUCAAACUCAACUAUGUACUUGAAAUCUUCUGAC